AUGGAGCUGGUCGGUUGCCGAAGCAGCAACAGGAAGAGCUUAGUGGUGGGCACCCCUUCUCCCACCCUCUCACGACCUCUCUCCCCGCUCUCUGUGCCAACAGCUGGGAGCAGCCCCUUGGACAGCCCACGCAACUUCUCUGCCAGCACCUCCGUCAACUUCCCCUUUGCUCGCAGCCAUGCUCCUCGGACUGACAGGGCUGAUGGCAGAAGGUGGUCACUGGCUUCACUCCCCUCCUCUGGCUAUGGGACCAACACCCCCAGCUCCACUGUCUCGUCGUCCUCGUCCUCCCAGGAGCGCCUGCACCAGCUCCCGUACCAGCCCACGCCCGACGAGCUGCACUUCCUUUCCAAGCAUUUCCGCAGCACCGAGAGCGUCCCGGACGAGGAGGGUCGGCGCUCACCCUGCCUGCGCCCACGCUCCCGCAGCCUCAGCCCUGGACGGACGAGCGGAACAUUUGAUAACGAGGUUGUGAUGAUGAACCAUGUCUACAAGGAGAGGUUCCCCAAGGCCACAGCCCAGAUGGAAGAACGUCUGCAGGACACCAUCACUAACUUCUCCCCAAGCAGCACUCUGCCACUGGCAGAUGGGGUGCUGGGCUUCAUCCACCACCAGAUCAUCGAGCUGGCCCGGGACUGCCUGGCCAAGUCCCAGGGGGCUCUCAUCACCUCCCGCUACUUCAUGGAGCUGCAGGAGAAACUUGAGAAGAUGCUCAGAGAUGCUCAGGAGCGUUCGGAGAGCGAGGAGGUGAAGUUCAUUGACCAACUGGUGAGGAAGCUGCUGAUCAUCAUCUCCCGUCCUGCUCGUCUUCUGGAGUGUCUGGAGUUUGACCCAGAGGAGUUCUACCACCUCCUGGAAGCUGCAGAAGGACAUGCCAAAGUUGGCCAAGGAAUAAAGACCGAUAUUCCCCGAUACAUUAUCAGCCAACUGGGGCUCGUCAAGGAUCCAUUGGAGGAAAUGGUCCACCUGGAUCACUUUGACAGUGGGAACACCAUCACGCCGGAGAACGAUGAUACCUGUGAUCCCUUGGCCACUGUUCCUCGGAGGAAGCCCUGCGAGGGGGACUUUGAGACCAUCAAGCUGAUCAGCAACGGGGCUUAUGGGGCCGUGUACCUGGUGAGGCACAGGGAGACGCGGCAGCGCUUUGCCUUGAAGAAAAUUAACAAGCAGAACCUCAUCCUGAGGAACCAGAUCCAGCAGGUAUUUGUGGAGAGGGACAUCCUCACCUUUGCAGAGAACCCCUUCGUGGUCAGCAUGUUCUGCUCCUUCGAGACCAAGCGACACCUCUGCAUGGUGAUGGAGUAUGUGGAAGGGGGGGAUUGUGCCACCUUGCUGAAGAACAUGGGCCCCCUGCCCGUUGAUAUGGCAAAGAUGUACUUCGCCGAGACCGUCCUCGCGCUGGAGUAUCUCCACAACUACGGCAUCGUCCACCGGGACCUCAAACCCGACAAUUUGCUCAUCACCUCCAUGGGCCACAUCAAGCUGACAGACUUUGGUCUGUCAAAGAUUGGCUUGAUGAACAUGACCACGAACCUCUAUGAAGGGCAUAUGGAGAAGGACACUCGGGAGUUCAUGGACAAGCAGGUGUGUGGCACUCCGGAGUACAUUGCCCCAGAAGUCAUCCUCAUCCAGGGCUAUGGGAAGCCCGUUGACUGGUGGGCCAUGGGCAUCAUCCUCUACGAGUUCCUGGUGGGCUGCGUCCCCUUCUUCGGAGACACCCCCGAGGAGCUCUUUGGGCAGGUCAUCAGUGAUGAAAUUAUGUGGCCAGAAGGGGACGAGGCUCUUCCGGCUGACGCCCAGGACCUGAUCAUGAGGUUGCUUAGACAAUGUCCCCUGGAGCGCUUGGGCACCGGAGGUGCACAGGAGGUGAAGCACCAUUCCUUCUUCCUGCACCUGGACUGGAACGGGCUGCUGCGGCAGAAGGCCGAGUUCAUCCCCCAGCUGGAGUCAGAGGACGACACCAGCUACUUCGACACGCGCUCCGAGAGGUACCGACACCUGGAUUCGGAGGAUGAGGAGACCAACGACGAGGAAUCAUCUGUGGAGAUCGGGCAGUUCUCCUCCUGCUCCCACCGCUUCAGCAAGGUGUACAGCAGCUCUGAAUUCCUGGCUGCUCACUCCAACCUCAGCCUCUCAUCCUCCGACCGGAGUCACAGCGAUGACAAAGAGGAGCGAUGGGACAGGCACUCGGGAGAUGAGGAGAGGAACCGGCUGGUGGGCCCGGAGCCCCGGCUCCGCUCCUGGACCUCCUGCAGCUCCACACCAUCCACCUGCCGGCACGAGCGCAGCCGCAGCCCCGCCGCGCUGCCCAGCACCUACAGCCUGGACACCAUGCCCAAGUUUGCCUUCUCCUCAGAGGAUGAAAGCCCUUGCGUGGCCUCCUCCAAGCCGGAGAGGCCCAAGUUUGUCCUGGGAGACCCUGACACUCUCCCUCCUUCCCUCUGUGCAGCUGAUCUCGUCAGCCUGAACCGCAUCCGCCUCCGGAGCAACAGCACUGGCACCAAAAACUCCACUCCCCGGGGCCUGGAGCCGAGCGGGAGCCGCCGGCUGAGCAGCCAGAAGGACGUGCCGGACCGGCAGCGAACCUCACCGGGCACUCGUGUCCCCAAAUCCGCCUCUGUCUCAGCCCUGUCCCUCAUCAUCACCUCAGAUGACAUCAGUGGUGGUGGUGCCUUGAUGAGCCCCAUCUCCCCCCAUUCCCUCUCGUCCAACCCCUCUUCCCGUGACUCCUCACCAAGCCGAGACUCAUCCCUGGCCAUUGCCAGCCUCCGGCCACCCAUCAUCAUCCACAGCUCUGGCAAGAAAUACGGCUUCACCCUGCGCGCCAUCCGCGUCUACAUGGGGGACAGCGACGUCUACACCGUCCACCACAUGGUCUGGAGCGUGGAAGAAGGGAGCCCGGCACAGGAAGCAGGGCUGAGAGCUGGUGACCUCAUCACACACGUGAACGGGGAGUCGGUGCUGGGGUUGGUUCACCGGGACGUUGUGGAGCUGCUGCUGAAGAGUGGGAAUAAAGUGGCUAUUCGGACCACGGCCCUGGAGAACACCUCCAUCAAAAUUGGCCCAGCUCGGAAAAACAGUUCUAAGACGAGGAUGGCACGGAGGAGUAAGAAGAGCAGGAAAAGGGAUGGCCAGGAGAGGAGAAAAUCCCUUUUCAAGAAGAUCUCCAAGCAGUCCUCAGUCCUGCACACCAGCCGCAGCUUCUCCUCCGGCCUCCAUCACUCGCUGUCCUCCAGCGAGAGCCUUCCAGAGUCCCCCACACACAGCUUGUCCCCGGGUCCCCCAACGCCCUGCCGCAGCCCUGCUCCUGACCUGCCCCCAGAUGCUGUGUCCCCACAGAGCACCUCUCCCUCCUCCAGCACCCCAACGUCACCCGCCGGCCACGUGCGCCCCAGCUCCCUGCACGGCCUGGCACCCAAACUGGGUGGGCAACGCUACAAAGUGGGACGGCGCAAAUCCACCAGCAGCAUCCCCCCCUCACCCCUCGCCUGCACCCCUUCAUCCUCCCAGCGCCCACCUUCUCCCCAACCCUCCCCAUCUCCCCUCCCUGGGCACCCCAAAGCCCCCCCUCCCUUCCAGGGAAAGACCUUGUCCCCCCCCACCAUCGUCCGGCAGAGCUCCCGGCCCCGCAGCGCCGACUGCCCCCGCUCCCCGCUCCUCAAACGCGUCCAGUCAGCCGAGAAGAUCGUCACCAUCCUGGCAGAGAAGAAGACAGCCGGUGGGCGCAAGGUGGACCUGCCCACCAUGGAUGGGGAGGCCAUUGGGGAGGGCGAAGCGCCAGUGUACCCCGGGGAGCACGGUUACCACCCCCCUAGCACCUGGGAGAGACACGACCGGGACCAGGAGGUGGUGGUGAUGAGGCGCUUGAACCUCUCGGAGCGUCGGGAUUCCUUCAAGAAGCAAGAAGCUGUUCAAGAAGUGAGCUUUGAUGAGCCAGAGGAGGGUGGGAAGAGCGAAGCCGGGCAGGGCCCAGCCAAGGCCAGCCCGGUGCCGCAGAUCGCGGUGCAGGGCUCCGAGAGCGACGAGCAGGAGCCGGCGGUGGCCGAGUGGGAAUGCCGGGGCUCCUAUCCCAUCGGGAACACCGAGCAGCCCCACGGCAGCACCUCCUCCCUGCGGUGGGAUGGAUGCCAGCGUUGGGAUCACGGCUCCCGCCAGCACCGGAACUGA
Chaetura pelagica (chimney swift) is the source of this 4167-nucleotide messenger RNA. RefSeq names its product microtubule associated serine/threonine kinase 3 (gene MAST3). Gene Ontology annotation, molecular function: protein serine/threonine kinase activity; ATP binding; magnesium ion binding. Lineage: Eukaryota; Metazoa; Chordata; Aves; Apodiformes; Apodidae. The coding region runs from base 1 to 4167 and encodes 1388 amino acids. The transcript has 27 exons. The record is from RefSeq and is a predicted model, not a curated record. Gene Ontology annotation, biological process: intracellular signal transduction; peptidyl-serine phosphorylation.